Molecule: messenger RNA, 2393 nt
Organism: Larimichthys crocea (large yellow croaker)
Lineage: Eukaryota; Metazoa; Chordata; Actinopteri; Sciaenidae
Gene: mchr1b
Product: melanin-concentrating hormone receptor 1b
Exons: 2
Coding region: 447-1538 (363 amino acids)
Biological process (GO): neuropeptide signaling pathway
Cellular component (GO): plasma membrane; neuron projection
Molecular function (GO): neuropeptide binding; melanin-concentrating hormone receptor activity
Source: RefSeq, a predicted model, not a curated record
CACCUGGUGGAGCUGCUCACAGCCUCAGGGAAACAGCUGAGGCUUGUGGUGCUGUUUAAAGUUCCCAAUCAGGAAGGUGAUGAGUGCUGCAUGAGUGUGUGUGUGUGUGUGUGUGUGUGUGUGUGUGUGUAUUUUAAAGACAUGUUGGAGCUCAUUAUAAAAACGUGUCAGCUGCUGCUAAUUGAAACGUCACACGCCAGUAUGACAGGUGUGUGACGUCACUCCACGGUGCGUUCAGUCACUCACAAAGAAGCGCGCGCAGCUCUGCUGUCAAAUCUUUUUUUAUUUUAUUUUUUAUCAUUUUGAGCUGCUGUUCUUUUGGUACAAAAUGUCUAAAUGGACUUUAUCUCACUCGAACCUGUUAUGUAAGUUAUAUUAUUAUUAGUAGUAUUGUGUUUUUUAUUAUUAUACACUGCAGACUAAAAGACCAACAAAGGAUAGUUGGGAUGGACUUUUCCUUCAAUUCAUCUUUUUCCUCCUUCAGUUCGUCCGACAAUCCAGAAGAAGAGCAUGAGCAGUACAACAACGUGCUCAUGCCCAGCAUCUUUGGUGUCAUCUGCGUCUUUGGGAUCUUUGGAAACUCCAUUGUAAUCUACACCAUCAUGAAAAAAACCAAGUCCGGCUCCCAGCACACAGUACCAGACAUAUUCAUCUUCAGCUUGUCCAUCGCAGACCUCCUCUUCCUCCUCGGCAUGCCUUUUCUCAUCCACCAGCUUGUGGGCAACGGCUCCUGGUGCUUCGGCGGCACCAUGUGCACCAUCAUCACAGCGCUCGACUCCAACAGCCAGAUUGUGAGUACCUACAUCCUCACUGUGAUGACUCUGGAUCGCUACCUGGCGACUGUCCAUCCCAUCCGCUUCAAACACGUUCGGACCCCCUUCGUGGCCGGGGCGGCUGUAGCUCUGGUGUGGGUGUUUUCUCUGGUGUCCAUCACUCCGGUGUGGAUGUACACAGGACUCAUGCAUCUCAAGGAUGGAUCAGUCGGUUGCGCCCUCCUGCUGCCCAACCCAGCCACAGAUACAUACUGGUUCACCCUCUACCAGUUCUUCUUGGCCUUUGCUCUGCCUUGGGUGGUCAUCUGUGGGGUCUUCUUCAAGAUCCUCCAAAACAUGUCAGCUACAGUUGCUCCACUGCCCCAACGAAGCCUGAGGGUGCGGACGAGAAAGGUGACCCGCAUGGCAGUGGCCAUAUGUUUGGCGUUCUUCACUUGCUGGGCCCCUUACUACAUCUUGCAGUUGGUCCACCUUGGAGUACAGCGGCCCACCUUUGCCUUCAUGUACGCCUACAACAUUGCAAUCAGCAUGGGCUACGCCAACAGCUGCAUCAACCCGUUUAUCUACAUCGUAUUAAGCAAAACGUUCAAGAGGCAGUUUAUUGUAGCCGUUCGGCCGUCUCACAGGGUGUUCAGAGUCGCCCCCGCUCUGGCUGAUGGCAGCAUGAGUCUGAGGACGGCACCGGACAGCCUUCACCCAUCCCACUUGCACUCAUCAGGGGAACUACUUCAAAACAUGCUGCCUGUCACUGUGGCUGUGCACUGAGGUGGACAUUGAUCCGGUCAUCCACGAUCACUGCCAACCCACGGUAGCCAACAAAUCGCCACCUGCCACCACUGACUCCCUCACCAAACACGUGAGAGGUUUCCAAUCCAAAUGUGACUCUGUGCCAAAUGGUGUCUUUUGAAGGCAUGUUCAGUGUGAGUAAUAUAUUUAAUCAUAAUUUGCCAAAAUGUAAAAAAACGAACAAUGAGUGACCUCUUGUGUUUGGUAAAUUACAUGUUUAGAUUCAGAGAACCAACCAACCAUUCAACAAUGGAAAACAAAUUACACUGGGCUUACUCAUAAUUGAGCAUAACGAGUGACUGAAAGCUUCUUGAUGCUUUGCAACUCGAUGAAUCAUGAUUGUAUCUGUAUUAUAUUUAAUGUGUUUUUGAUUUGUCUUCAAAUGUUUAAAAAAAUAAACUAAAAGGAGACGUCUGUUGCACUUAUGCACCUCAAAACAACAUUUUUUCUGAUCUGAAUUAUUAUUUAUAAAUACGUCAUAUAUAUUUAAAUGUUUGUGUCAUCAUACUGUGUACUAGUCGUGGCUCUAAACAGAAACAACACUAUCUGGGCGACUCUUAAAUGUUGUAAUUUUAUCGAUGUCGUGGCUUUUAAUGGGCUGCAUGCAUAUUGAACAUCUGAAAUGUCAAAGUAAUUUCAUUCAUCAGUGGAACGCCAUUAAGGCUAACAAACAGCUCUAGGCAGUGUGUAUAGUAAUUAGGCAGUAUGUUAAAAAAGUGAUAUUACGCUGUAUUUAUGUGGCUGUGAUAAUGUGUGUCAUUUUUAUCAUGAUGGAAAUCUCUUUUCUGACCGACUGUGUGUAAAAUGUUACUCAAGGCUUUAUCGGGAGGUCAA